GCCUUUCGGGAGCGCAACGAAGUCCGACGAUGGCACGGAUUCGGUAGGUUGAAGUGGUGGUCCGCUUCCACAACCGUUCCAAUUUUGCCUACAUUGCAUCCACCACAGACCCCUGUGGCGCUUCCAAUCUUUGAUACUACAUGUCUGUGUUCCGCUCGCGUGCUUUCAUUGUCACUACGUACCCGACCACAAAGUUGCAAUGAAAACCAGCCCUCCCCCAGCGACAAUACCUGCUCCGACUAAUCCUACUCCGACUCCCUGGUUUGAGUCGUACGUAACGACCAGUCUCUGAUUUGACAACAUCUCCACAAGAUGCAUCUUCGCUCAUUGAACGAUCUCGACCACUCCGAGGGCACUGUGCAGCUGCACGACGCGUCCAAUGAAGGUCGUUUGAUUCUGCAUCCAACGCCGAAUCCUAACGAUCCCAACGACCCUCUCCGCUGGCCACGGUGGAAGAAGCACGUCUGCUUCGCCGCAGUUUGCGCCUUCACGUUCUUAACUAACUACGCUCUCGGUGGCCUGUCUCCGGCCUUUUACAACCUCAGCAUCGAGUUCAACAAGACACCAACAGAAACCAGCGCACUCUUGUUAUGGGUAAUCCUCGUGCUUGGUAUCUUCAACUUCUUCUGGGUGCCCGUGGCGAAUUACUUCGGCAAGCGGCCCGUCUUCGUCUUCGCCUCCCUCUUGCUCUGCGUGUGCUACCUGUGGGGUGCUGUUGCCCAAUCGUUCCAGUCGCUGCUCUGGAGUAAUAUCAUUGCAGCAUUUGCUGGAUCUUCCACCGAAGCCCUCGGCGCUGCCAUCGUCAAUGAUCUCUACUUUCUCCAUGAGCGUGGACACUACCUGAGCAUCUACAUGAACGCCAUCAGUGGUGGUAACACCAUCGGGCCGCUCAUCUGCGGCGCAGUGGUGACGAGCCUGUCCUGGCGUUGGCAUAAGUGGAUGGCCUUCAUUUUCACUGCGGUCAACUUCGUUGUGGUGCUGCUCUUCGUUCCCGAGACUCGCUACGACCGCGCCGAAUUGCAGAACCUGCCGCCAGCGUCGCGAAGCUCCGACUCGAUCCCGGCAUCUACGGAUGAAGAGGCCGUAACAGAGAUCACGGAUGACAAGAUCGUUACCACGAAGUCUAAGGAAAUGCCGCAGCACCCUGCGCUCCGCGGACAGCAGGUUCCGAAGAAGACUUGGAGACAGGAGCUCAGCCUCUGGUCCGGUGUACCAAAAGACGAGAAUCUCCUCACACUCUUCAUCCGGCCGUUCCCACUCAUCGUGUACCCGGCCGUCAUCUUCGCCUUCCUUGGCUACGCAGUCUCGCUAGCUUGGGUUGUGUCCAUCAACAUACUCAACUCGUUCGUACUUCAAGCACCGCCGUACAACUGGAAGCCAUCCAUCAACGGUCUGAUCAACAUCCCCGGCUUGCUUGGGAAUCUUUUCGGCGCUUGGGUUGGUGGCUGGGUGGUCGACCGCUACUCGGACUGGCGCAGCAAGAAGAACGGGGGUGUGUUCCAGCCGGAGACUCGUCUUCAUCUGCUUUGGAUUCCUGCCAUCAUCGUGCCUGCUGGCUUACUGGCUUUCGGUUACGGUGUUGCGAAGACGCUUCAUUGGACUUCACUGUUCUUCGGCUAUGGCAUGGUUGCUGUUGGCUUGACUGCAGUGCCUGUCGCGACGAUGACCUACGUGUCCGACUGCUAUCUACCCGUCAACGCGGACGCGCUCCUCCUCGUCAACGGCCUCAAGAACAUUGUCGCCUUUGGCUUCUUAUACGGUGUCGUACCAUGGGUGAUGGAAGUCGGCUACGCCGACUCAUUCGGAACCCAGGCCGGCAUCUACGUCUUAAUAAUGCUUCUGGCGGUCCCACUAAUCCUAUUCGGGCAGAAAUGGAGACACACGACUGCCAAAUGGAAGAUCAUCUUGUAAUAGGCGCACAAGCGGCC
Messenger RNA from Baudoinia panamericana UAMH 10762, 1928 nucleotides. RefSeq lists its product as uncharacterized. Bases 313 to 1911 code for a protein of 532 amino acids. Lineage: Eukaryota; Fungi; Ascomycota; Dothideomycetes; Mycosphaerellales; Teratosphaeriaceae. The transcript has 5 exons. Gene Ontology annotation, molecular function: transmembrane transporter activity. Gene Ontology annotation, biological process: transmembrane transport. The record is from RefSeq and is a predicted model, not a curated record.